CGAAAUUUUUGUUAAAUAUCGACAUUUCUAACCUAAAAACAGUUGAUUGUUUACAUUUUUUUUAACUUUUUUAUUUUUUGUCUUUUUAAAAUUAAUAAAAUAGUUAAAAACAAAUAAAUAUAUAAAAAAAAAUAAUCUUUACAAUAGACAAUAACAAUGAAUAAUGAAAAAGUUAUGAUGGAUAUUUACAAUGCUUUAGUGCAAUUACAAUAUCCAAAGAUAACAUUAAUAAAUUCAAAGGACAUUGAAACACAAAUUCUCAGUGGUGACAAUCGAAUUUGUUUAUUGUCUUGGCUUCUUCAACAAAAUUCGAAAAUAUCCCUACCUCUUUUAAAUAAAUUAAAAGGCGAAGCACUAGAAGAAGAGUUAUUUAAAUAUUAUUCACAAAUUGGUAUUUGCCGUGAUAAAGAACAAUUAUUGGGCAAAUGUUCAUUUAGAAAUCAACAAAGUACGCUUAAAUUAUUAUUAUUGUUUAUAAAAAAUAUUAAUACAAAUCAAAAACUAGAGGAUAAAUCAAAUGAUACGUCUGUCAACGAUACAUUACAAAGCUAUUUUGAGAGAGAUGUGAAUAUUUUACCAAAUGAUUUUAGUCUUAAUACAAAAUUAACACAAGUGGAAACAAAAAAAUAUAUCGAAGAAAUUAGAAAAAAUGUUAAAGAUAUUGAAACGAAAAAUUUUGAUACGAAAAAUAAAUCUUUUAAAAAUAUACCAGAGACAUUAAACGAGGAAAAGUUGAAAUUUCUUCCAGACAUAAAAAGUGAUAAAUGUCAAAUAAGUUUGAAAAAUUUUACAAAAUCAUUUAAAAAUCUCGACACUGAUUCAAAGGAACCGCAAAAUUCUUGGUCAAAAACAUCAAAUAUGAAUGAAAUGAUUGAUAAUAUAAAUAUUAAUUUUUCAACAAUUCAACAGGCAAUUAAUUGUAAAGAAAAAAUUGCCCAAUUAUCAGUUCCAAAAGGAUUAAGAAAAUUAGAUUCACCAUUAACUGAAACCGUAGACGAAAGUGUAUUUUGGCUUCAACGAGUUUCUAAUGCACAAAAUUAAGUCGAUGAAAUUUAACAGAUAAAAUAAAAAAUAUGUUAUUUAAAAUAAAAUAAAGCUAUUUAUUUUCUAAAUAAA
Molecule: messenger RNA, 1116 nt
Organism: Leptopilina boulardi
Lineage: Eukaryota; Metazoa; Arthropoda; Insecta; Hymenoptera; Figitidae
Exons: 7
Coding region: 157-1041 (294 amino acids)
Source: RefSeq, a predicted model, not a curated record